AUGUCGACGCCGCUGGACAUGGACGCCUACCGACAGUCUGUCGAAUCGCUCAAGGCGCAAGAGGCGGCGCUGCGCUACGAUCAUGAUGCGCUCUUGCACAUGACCGAGGACGAAGCGCGGGCCAACGCCAUCUUUACUCGCCUGCGCGACGCCGAGGUGCAGGCACGUUGGGAGAAGGAGGGCGAUCUGGACAACUUUGCAGGCAUGGACUUCUACGGCGCACGACAGAACGGACUUGGCCAACAUGAGCCCACGCUGGUUUGGGAUGCCAUCCACCGCAUGCCCAAGGGCGCGUUACUGCAUUGCCACUUUGACGGCACCGUCGACACGCGCUUCCUGCUCGAGCACGCGCGCAACACGCCCAACAUGGCAAUGAAGGCGGACCGGCCUUUGUCGAGCCCGGAGGCGCUGUGGAAGGCCACCGUCGAGUUUCUCGUACUGCCGUCCACGCAGGAGCGCGCGGCGACGAGCAUCUACUCGAACGAGUACGUGGCUGGCACGUGGGUCAGCUUCCACACUGCCCGCGAAACCUUCCCGUAUCCGCAUCCGUACCUCUCGGAGCAGUACGACCAGGAGUCCAAGCUGCCCAACUAUCUCUUUCCGUCCUCGGGCAGCGCGUCGGCGUCCAAGCCCAAUGGACACGCGGCGGAAAGCGCUACGUUCGACAGCGGGCUGUCGUUCGACGCGUUUGCCCAUGCGCUAAUGACGCUCACGCCGCACUCGGCAGCACCUGCGAUCGUCAACAGCAAGCAGGCGUGGGCCAAGUUCCAAUCGACGUUCGGCGUGAUUGCAGGCCUGAUCGGAUACGAACCCACACUCAAGGCGUAUACCAAGGAGCUUCUGCGUUCGCACGCGCGCGACGGCAUCUCGUACACCGAGACGCGCAUCAACUUCCUCACCGAGUUCAUGGUGCGUGCAGACGGCACGCCCAAUCUCAACCACGAAGAGUGGGUGCGCAUCUUCAUCGAGGCCGUCAACGAGGUCAAGGCCGAAACCACCGACGGCAGCUUUGUCGACGCCAAGAUCAUCUACACGACGGUGCGGUUCGUCGACAACGAAAAGCUGCGGUGGUACCUCGAAGACUGUCUGACGCUCAAGAAGAAGUUUCCCGAGUGGAUCGUUGGCUUUGAUCUGGUUGGACACGAGGAUCCGCUGCUUCCGCUCGAGGUGUACAUCCCGGAAUUGCUUCGUUUCCAGCAGAGGUGCAAGGAGGAAGGUGUCGAGAUUCCAUUCGUCUUUCACGCAGGAGAGACGCUCGAGGACGGUGGAGAUGCCGACUUGAACCUGUACGACGCUGUUGUGCUGGGUACGAAGCGCAUCGGACACGGCGUCAGUUUGGCGCGACACCCGUUGCUGACAGACAUGGUCAAGGAGCGCGACAUCUGCGUCGAAAUCUGCCCCAUCUCCAACCAGAUCCUCGGCUACACGGCGAGCAUGAGCUCGCACCCGAGCUUACUCGCGCUGCUCCAUCGUAACGUUGCCGUGGCUCUGUCGUCGGACGAUCCCAGCAUCUUUGAAAACUUUGGCCUCUCGUACGACUUUUACCAGCUCGCCAUCAGCUCCAAAUCGACAUCGCUCAUCUCGCUCGCAGUGCUUGCCCGUCGAUCGCUCAAGUAUUCGCUGGUGGACGAAAAGACGAAAGCUACAAUGCUCGCCGACUUUGAAAAGAGGUGGAAUGCCUUCCUCGCCUGGUUCCUUCUCGAGCACGGCCACGUCUUGCAGAACUGA
Moesziomyces antarcticus is the source of this 1728-nucleotide messenger RNA. Its product is annotated as adenosine deaminase-related growth. Gene Ontology annotation, molecular function: adenosine deaminase activity. The coding region runs from base 1 to 1728 and encodes 575 amino acids. The record is from RefSeq and is a predicted model, not a curated record. Lineage: Eukaryota; Fungi; Basidiomycota; Ustilaginomycetes; Ustilaginales; Ustilaginaceae. The transcript has a single exon. Gene Ontology annotation, biological process: purine ribonucleoside monophosphate biosynthetic process; inosine biosynthetic process; adenosine catabolic process.